Messenger RNA from Epinephelus moara (kelp grouper), 5931 nucleotides. RefSeq names its product Na(+)/H(+) exchanger beta-like. Bases 373 to 2607 code for a protein of 744 amino acids. Gene Ontology annotation, molecular function: sodium:proton antiporter activity. NCBI's taxonomy places the organism in Eukaryota, Metazoa, Chordata, Actinopteri, Perciformes, Serranidae. The record is from RefSeq and is a predicted model, not a curated record. The transcript has 14 exons. Gene Ontology annotation, biological process: proton transmembrane transport; regulation of pH; sodium ion transport. Gene Ontology annotation, cellular component: membrane.
UUCAGCGUGAGAGUUUUCCGUGUGAUGGAUGUUGACACUUGAUGAAGUUCUCAGGGUUCCGUUUGAGGAGAGAAUGAUGGAUCUGAAACAACCAGGCAAACACUCGCCAGACUUUAAAUCAACUCAGCAGGCGAGUAGGAAAAUGUUUUAAAAGCUUCUCCCACCGAUGACAACAGAUCGUUUGUUCUUCUACAUUUAUGCAUAAUUUUGAGAUGCCUGGUGACUGUGUGCUUAAAAGUGCGCGCGUCUCCGUUGCGCACCACGCUUGCUUCGCGUACAAUCCUCAUCCUCAUCUUCGUCUUCAUCGGAUCUAGAGCUGAGCAGCAGCAGCAGCUGCAACAACAGAAGAUCAGCUUGUCAAAGCAUCUGAAAAUGGCUGAGCUCCGUCCCACCCGGAGGAGCUCCAGUCCGCCUCUGAUGGGAUUAAUGUGCGUUGUUUUGCUCGUAUUCGUCUCCAUAGCCUCCGCGAGUCAUGGUGUUGUUUCUAGAGACAACGAGACGUUGAGCAGUCCAUCCGGAGAAACACAGGAGGACCCCCAUCAUCAAACUAACUCCACUGCCCACAAAAAGGCUUUCCCCGUCCUCUGCUUCAACUACGACUACGUCAGAAAACCCUUUGAGAUCUCUCUGUGGAUCCUCCUGGCCCUGCUCAUGAAACUUGGUUUUCACAUUAUUCCCAGAGUGUCACACGUUGUCCCAGAGAGCUGUCUGCUGAUUGGCGUUGGCCUGCUUGUGGGUGGCAUCAUCAAAGCCAUCGGAGAGGAAGCCCCCGUUCUUGACACUAAGCUCUUCUUCCUCUACUUGCUGCCUCCCAUCAUCAUGUUAUUUUAUUUCAAAUCCAGGACGGCCACAGGGUCUACAGCUGAGACGAUGGAGCCAAACAGCAGGCAGGACAGCAGGUCCACGCUGGCCAGCUGGUUUCCCUCAAUCCGACAUACGCCGUAUAUCAUGCCGCCAAUGAAGAAGGCGUUCCACAGAGUCCCCACCACUGCGAACACCAGGAUGGUGCCCAUGUUCUCUGUGAAGGGCCGCAUGGGCAGGAAAUUUUUCGUAAAACACAAUAAACUCUCAGUAAAUGUUUUUCUGUCUGUGCAGGUUCUGUAUCACCUUUUCGAGGAGUUCUCUCACGCUGGAACUGUGACCGUGACCGACGCCGUCCUCGGUGUUGUCUGUUUCUUUGUGGUUUCACUGGGAGGCGUGAUGGUGGGAGCCUUCUACGGCCUUCUGGGUGCCUUUACCUCCCGCUUCACCUCGCACACCCGAGUCAUCGAGCCACUGUUUGUUUUCCUCUACAGCUACAUGGCUUACCUCUCCGCAGAGGUCUUCCACCUGUCGGGCAUCAUGUCGUUGAUAGCAUGUGGCGUGAUGAUGCGUCCAUACGUGGAGGCCAACAUCUCCCACAAGUCGUACACCACCAUUAAAUAUUUCCUAAAGAUGUGGAGCAGCGUGAGCGAGACGCUCAUCUUUAUCUUCCUCGGUGUUUCCACGGUGGCCGGUCCUCAUGCCUGGAACUGGACCUUUGUCAUUGUCACCGUGGUCCUCUGUCUGGUGUCCAGAGUGCUGGGAGUCAUUGGCCUCACAUUCAUCAUCAAUAAAUUCCGUAUUGUGAAGCUGACCAAAAAAGACCAGUUCAUUGUGGCCUAUGGUGGCCUACGAGGGGCCAUCGCCUUCUCACUGGGCUUCCUGCUGACCAAUAGUGAGAUGAAGCACAUGUUCCUCACCGCCAUCAUCACAGUCAUCUUUUUCACUGUCUUUGUGCAGGGGAUGACAAUCAGGCCUCUGGUGGAGCUUCUGGCUGUGAAGAGGAAGAAAGAGAGCAAAGGAUCAAUUAAUGAGGAGAUUCACACACAGUUUCUGGAUCAUCUCCUCACAGGGAUUGAAGACAUCUGUGGUCAUUAUGGGCAUCAUCACUGGAAAGACAAGCUGAACCGCUUUAAUAAAGCCUAUGUGAAGAAGUGGCUGAUUGCAGGCGAGCGCUCCACCGAGCCUCAGCUCAUCUCCUUCUACAACAAGAUGGAGAUGAAACAGGCCAUGAUGCUGGUGGAGAGCGGGAGCACUGCCAAGCUGCCCUCACUUAUAUCGUCCGUCUCCAUGCAGAACAUGCAACCAAGAGGUCCAGCCAGACGACGGGCAAUGCCGACCAUCUCAAAAAGUCGUGAGCAAGAGAUCAGAAAGAUCCUGCGAGCCAACCUGCAGAAGACCAGACAGAGGCUGCGUUCGUACAGCCGUCACGACCUGAUGAUCGACCCGUUUGAGGACAAUGUGAGUGAAGUUCGGUUCAGGAAGCAGCGAGUGGAGAUGGAGAGGAGGAUGAGUCACUACCUCACAGUUCCUGCAAACCGCCAGGAAACACCGCCAGUGAAAAAAGUCUGCUUUGAACCAGAACACCAGGUUUACACCUAUGAUGAUAGCGAGAGCUCCAGAGGCCAGACAGCUCAGACAGAUCCAAACCCUCCUGACGACGUCAGCCUGGUGAACGAAUCCCCCCAGAGGCCCAAUCAGAGCAGCGAACAGAGAGCCAAUGUGCCGGACGAGCAGGAAGAGCAACAGAAACUAUCACGCUGCUUUAGUGACCCCGGUCCAAACAAGGAGGAGGACCUCUCAUGAUGAAGCACAUAUUAACAGGAUGAAUUCACCUCUCCAUGAUCUCCUUGUUUCAUGUGUUGCAUUCAACGAGUGGAGUUCCCAGAGUGAAUGGGAGUUGUAGCAAAGCUUUAUAUUUAUUAAGUAUUAAGUAUUUUCCAUGUCCUGUUUUUGUGAUAUGAGAAUAUGCCUUUUUCCACAAGUUCACAAGUAUUUUCAGCAUGUAACAUGUUUCCAAAGCAUGCACCACUGGACAUUUUCUAUUUCAGGAUUUUAUUACAGCCUGAAGUGAGCCGAGUGUCAGCAUUUAGUGUCUUAACAAGCAAACUUGCGUUGAAUUGUACAAAAAAGCACUUGUUUUAGCAAGCUUGAAGCACCAGAUGGGUGAAGUUUACCACCUCAAAGCACAGUAUAAAGAAUCUAUAAAGCAGUGAGCGACCGAUAAAUCAUCUCGUCUGAUAUUAUGGAUAUUACCAUUGUUGCAGGUAUAUCAGGGUUGGCACAUACAUCGGCAAUGAAGAGUAGUAAAUUGCUGCACAAAAAUACCAAAGAAAUAUUUGAGGUGAUUUAGAAACAAUGUCCCCAUGUGUGAAGUUUGUUAUUAGCAAUGCUAGCAGCAUGCCUUGAUAGGCCCAGACACAGCAAACAGACAUCAAAGAGCUAGUGGUGAUGAGGGCUGACUGUUGCGUCGCCUCACCUCACCUCACAUGUGUCUCGGCCAAAAAGUUGCACUUAGACACAACUGCCAACUAGUGACCAACGAUUGUCUGUGUGAGAGGAAAUAACUCUCCAUGGCAGCAGGCAGCGAUAGUCUGUAAACAUUAUUAAAAAAGGGAAAUCCGAAGACCAACAGGAUGGAUUCAAGAUGCUAGUUAGCCUGUUAGCACAUUAACAACACAAUCUGUUACUGAAAGAACAAAGGAUAUUUAUUGUUUGCUAGCAUACAACAACUAUGCGAUGGAUUUCCAUUACAUUUUUUACAGACAUUCAUGGUCACCAGAGGAUGUAUCCUAAUAACUUUGGUCAUUCUCUGACUUCUCCUCCAGCGCCACCAUGAGGUUGAAAGUUGGGGGUUUUGGGUGAAAUUUCUCAACAACUAUUGAAUGGAAUGCCAUGAAAUUGUUAAAAAAAAAAAAGGUAAACUAUGCAGAACUGUCACUGUUUGUAAACACGUUUGUCAGUGAAAGAGACAGUAAAACUUAGGUUUGGGAGGUAUCACAGUAUUACAGAAUACCAGGGUAUUUAAAAAUCCUCACGGUAUCAUCUUUGAUACCACCAAAGGUACAGGCGCUCCUCUUUCUGUUACACUCACUGUAUGUAGUGUGCAGCGGGUGCCACCAGAGGUCUCCAGUCUCAACUGCUGGAAAAGGCAGCUGGAGGAGGUGAGGUUAACGUUACAGGACUUUUUUUUAAGUGCACGCCAACACCGUCAUAUAUCGUAUUUAAGGAGGGUAUGAAGGUAUCAAAAAUAAGAUACGGUCCAUGCCUACUAAAAGCUAACUCCCAGAUUCACUCUUGUUUAGCAUUUUGUCUUGUUGUAUUGGUAUUCUUUCUGCGCUGUGUAUCUUAGAUGCCUGCUGCUUACAGUCUAGCAGCUGGUCGCUACCUUUGUACAAAGCUCUGACCUCACCUAAGCACUGUGGGAGUACACACCUAUAAGCAUCACAUACAUGGAGAAUAAGAAGAAAAUACAGCGGAGUUUCUGCAGAAAAAUACACUGCCACACACCUAUACUGAGUCAUGAAUUGAGAUUGACAGGGAUGAUUAAUUCUGUAUAAGUCUAUACAUUGUUUUCUAGAAAAAAUCCUGCACAGUAUAUCUUUAAAUUGGGCUAUAUACUAGUCAGUAUUAGAAAAUACAAGAGAGAAUUAAUGUUAAAGGUGUCCUGGUGAAAUAGAGAGCACGUAUCUAGUGAUAUAGGAAUGUUAAAAUAACUUAAAAGUCAAGAAUAAACCACAACAAAUAUUGUUUGACCGGGGUCUGUGAACAAGCUUGUAUUUAACCUCUCUGCAUGACUGAUCUGUUUUCUCAGGGACGACAACAUGGCACAGUAUUAACAGAAGCUCUCUGCAAAAGGAAAAUAAGUAUUAAUGUGCUCCAUUGGUCUCUGUUUAUAAUGUGACUGUUUUGUAUGCUACUGUGUUUUUGAUUGCGUCAGUAACAUUCCAGCAGUAAUCGAGUUUAACAGCUUUUUGUAACAAAGCUCUCCAUAUCUGUGUUCUUGGUAACUGAACAUGCUUGAAAUGAAUACUUCACUUCCCAAAUGAUCAUUUGUAUAUCAGUUACUCACCCUGUGUUAUAUUGACUUUGUGAAGAAAACUUUGUUUUUCUUGCAUGCCUCCAGAGAAAGAAUCCCAAAACUGAGAAAAUUCUUGAUGAAUUGAAGUCGUCUGUGUUUAACAACAGCAAAACUAUAUCAAAACAUCUGUUUACAAAAUCUGACACAACUCGUGCAGUAUAAUCCAAGUUUUAUUUAUCCAGUCGUAUGCUCAGUACAUCCCAAACAGACCUUUCCAAUGAGAAACUGAACUGAAAUUGAAACUUAUAUAUGCUCUCUUCUAAGCCAGACUUCACUGACAAAAACAGUAAUGUUAGCAUGCUGUACACGGGAGCUGCUGGUCUACCGCUGCCUCAAUCAGUUAAUUUGUGUUAUGGUGUGACUUAUGUGAAUCUGAAUUCACUUUUUAAAACACCAGAGACACAAAAUAGCAGUAAAGAUUAAAACAAGGCAGUGGCAGUGGUAGACCAGCACCUCCCAUGUUCAGCAAGGUAAAAUUCCUUGUUUUUUCAAUGGAGUCUGCCUUUAAGAGAAAAGUUUCACUUUCACUUUCAGUUCAGUUCCCUGUCAGAGUGCCAUCAGUUUGGAAAGCACUGAGCAUACCACUAGAUAAAUGAGACUUGGAUUAUACUGCAUAACUUGUGUGAGUUUAUCAACAUUUGUUUUUAUAUAGUUUUGCUGUUGUUAAAUGCGGACGCCUAUGACUUCAAUUCAUCAAGAAUUUUCUGUUCUUGGAUUUGUUGUUCACCGUAGAGCCAUGCAAGAAAAACAAAGAUUUACUCACAAAUUCAACGUAACACAGGAUGAGUAUUUGAUAUGCAAAUGGUCAUUUGGAGUGUGACCUAUUCCUUUCAAGAGGUUCAAGAGUUGAAUCACCUUUUCAUAUCUGCACAGUACUGGACUGCCUGAGCUUCUGCUGCCUGCACAUUUGCCUUACAAUGUAUUGCUUUCUGUUUGUUUGCCUGGUGAAGUGUUUUUAUAUUUUGAAAAUGAAUCAUAAAUAUCUGUCAAAUAAAGGAAAGCUUUAAGUACUUUCUGAAAUAAAGAUAUGUCAUUGCCUAAAUUUGCUG